AAGAGCACAGUAAAUUAAUGAAUGGAAAAAACGUCGACGGUGGAAAACGAAAACAAAAGCCUUUGCCUGCUUUGCCUUUGAUCUCUCGUCGUCGCCGUCGCCGUCGUCAUCGCGACGAUUCGAUUAGAUUGGGUCCGGUUUUCGGUCGAAGUCGAUCGGUCUAUCAUUUGUGUUUGAAAUUUCGAGCUGGCGGGAUGCUCUUUUGCUAAGUACCUUCAGUGAUUCCUUAGAAGUUUGUCGGUGGUGGAGAAGAUUUUCAUUUUGUUCACAAGUCUUGGAAAUUGUUCGACCCAUCGCAAGUUCAUUUCAAUUAUUUUUUCGUGUCACCGUUUCCCAUUAACCAGGAAGUGCCAUCUCUAUAUAAACUUCUUUUUUUUGUGUGAAGAAAGUUGUUCCUGCUUUGCUAAACUCAACCUUCCGAGCGGCUGUUGUGUGUGCGUUCCUGUGAGAGUUGUUCCACUGUGAUAGCGAGAGGUUAUUUUUAGUUCUGCCGCUGGUUGUGGGAAAGGAAGAAAAGAAGACUGCUGCGUGCAACCGGUUACCGCGAUCCGACCGAAACUGUCCUCAACGCAGACGACGGGGCAGUUUAGUGCUAUUGCCAGUAGUGAACGGUGUGCAAUCCGAUUCGAACGUGAAGUCAAGUACGCGUUGUGCCGUGGCCAGUAGCGUGCUGCUUUCUGCUGUGUGAGAGACUCCCUUUGUGCGUGCACUUGCCGUCAUCGAUAUCCUGAGCGGAUAAGCGGGACCCGCAUUUAAAGAACAGCAAUCAUGUCUAGAUUCGCCUGGGUGACGUUAGCAACUAAUGAUUCGUACUCGCUUGGCGCGCUGGUGGUGGCGCAUUCACUCAAAAGGGUGCACACUCCCCACCAGCUGGCCGUUCUGAUAACACCCGGCGUUUCGGAAGCGAUGAAAAACAAACUACGCUCCGUGUUCAACGUAGUGGAAGAGGUCAACCUGCUGGACUCGAAAGAUGAUGCUAAUCUGGCGCUACUGAAGCGUCCCGAGCUGGGCAUCACGUUCACAAAGUUGCACUGCUGGCGGCUGGUGCAGUUCGAGAAAUGUGUUUUCCUCGACGCCGAUACGCUAGUGCUGCGUAACUGCGACGAGCUGUUCGAACGCGAAGAACUGUCCGCCGCACCGGACGUCGGUUGGCCCGAUUGCUUCAACUCCGGUGUGUACGUUUAUCGACCUAGCCUGGAGACGUUCUCCAGUUUGCUCCAAUUUGCCGUCACCAAUGGUAGCUUCGACGGUGGUGAUCAGGGACUGCUGAACUCGUACUUUUCCGAUUGGGCAUCCAAGGACAUCUCGAAGCACCUGCCCUUUGUGUACAAUACUUCGUCGGUGGCCACGUAUUCAUAUCUACCAGCAUUUAAGCAAUUCGGACAAAACACAAAAAUCCUACACUUCAUCGGAACGGCCAAACCGUGGCUGCAAAAUUUCAACUCGGAAACGCGAAAAGUGUACGUCCCCGGUGGCUAUCAGCAUCUGGCCAACUUUCUGCAGUUCUGGUGGGACAUCUUCUGCGAGGAUGUCCAUUCGCGGCUCUCCACGGAGAUGCAAAAAGUUUUCAGCCGUUGGAUUGAGCCAACCAAGGUCAGUAAUGGUGCGAAUCGUUCUUCCGGAACUGGAAGCUUCUACACGGAAGGUGGUUUCGACUUUAAUGGUAAUCGCUUUCAGCAGUACAGAGAAGAGAUUACUGUGAGCUACGAAACUCCCACUGAGUAUAUUGAUCCAUGGGAAGAAUACCUGCGAAGGCAGGAGAUGGAACGCGAGCAAAGAGCUCGUGAACAGCAAAAACUUGAGCAAGAAAGAUUAUACUUUCAGUAUCUGAACAAUCAGCGGUUGCAGGAACAACAACAGCGACAACAUGAACAGCAAAGACAAGAGCAGCAAUCGCAGCACCACGAUCAUGUUCAUCAUCAACAAGAUCAUACGCAUCAGCAUUAUCACCAAGAACAUCAUGGUCACCACGAUAACCAAGAUGCUAAUGUUUUUCAGAGUACAGAACAGUGGGUUGAACAUGUGCAUAGACAUGACCAAGGGGGUCAUUGGGAACCGGGACCACCACAAUCGGUGGGUGUCAUCGAAGUGGGUGUCAUCGAAGGGGGUGUUGGUGGUGGUAAUGAUAACUGGCAUUCUUUUGAUUUUCACCAAAAACAACAAACACCACCACAGGAUGAGUUUCAUGCCAGUGGUGACCAUUUCGCUACGGUUACUGCUGAUGGUGGUGGUGGUGGUAGUGGUGAUGAUGGUGGACAACAUCUGCAGCAACAAUCCCAGCAAGGCCAACUCCAACAUGAUCAGUCGAGCCAUGGUGAUGGGAGUGGCCUCGCUGGAGCACUGUCGCAGUUACACCUUGGUGAACCUAAAUCCGGCGAGCAGGAAGCCUACGAGGAACAUAUGCGACGCCAAUGUUGGGAACAGGGCAAUAUCGACUACAUGGGUCGUGACUCGUUCGACAAUAUUUGGCGCCGGAUUCAGGAGACGCUGAAAGGAACUUCCCAGGAGGAACCCGAUGUGGAACCUGCGCCGGCUCCAGCACCGGUUCCUGUACGAGCUUCUCCACCACGUCGCCACUCGUCCAAGUCUCGCUCCCGUUCGACUACACCCAAACGGGAUCCCCGGGAUCGGUCGCCAACUCCACAGCCCGAGGAUAGCUUACCUCUGGAGAAGAAGGAAGUUCAAAUUGAGGCGACGAUCCACGAAGAAGACGAUGGCUUGUACGCUUCGGCCCAGGACGAGCGUAGCGUUGAGCGUACGAAACUGCCACCUCCGGUUCAGUACGAUCCUACGACCCGUACGACCACACUGACCAAAAAAGUAUUUGCAGGUAAUCAACAGGUAAAGACCCCGCAAGGUAAGACGCGUACGGCAGCCAAAGCCGUCUAUGAUCCAAGCGUUGAUGAUGAUGUUCCAGCGUUCGAUACGGUGACUGUGGCUUCGGUGACUGAAAGCAAAAUCGAAGCGGUCAAAGCGCUGGAACCAACAAUUGUACCUAUAAACGUAUCUGCAGAACCAAUCAAACCGGUAGGCCAAAAGCAGGAAAAAUUAACAACAUCGAAAAGAGAACCAACACCACCACCCCCUCCUCGCACAGAGCGAAAACCUUCACCACCCCGACUAUCGCCAAGACCUCAGAUGCAGCAACAGGUUGCUCAGGAAUCGAUGGCAGGUAAAGCACCCACUGUCGAACCGGUAAAAUCAGCUCGCCGCAGGCGAGUAACACCUACACAAACCACUCCUCAAUCAUCGUCUAUCGUUACCUCCAACACCUCCACUACCGCCCCUGUACCAACCGUGCCAUCUCCGUCAAAACCAACUACCGUUCCGCCCAAGACUACAACGGCUAGCAAGUCAUCACAGUCUACCAAUUCUUCCACGAACAAGCGCUCUAAGUCAUCAAAGUCGUCCCCAUCUGUCACCACGACCGCCACCAUCAACGCCGUCACCACCCCUGUCACCUGUUUGAACAACAAUCAUCAACCGCUGGCACCGGAGGUGGUGUCGACGACGAAGAGCAGCCGCCCGACUGCGUCCGCGAAGUCGGUUGACGAUGCGGACACCGUUCCACUGACCGCCAAUGACGAACUGCAGGCCGCCCAGCAAUCGCAACAUCCGGCGGCACCACCCCGCCGUAAACGGGAAAGUAAAACUUCCCGCCUAGUGAAAUUCUUCCGUUCCCUCUGUACGAUAUUGUGAAAUUGGGCCCAGAACCGAAAUCUACCGAAUCGCAAAUAGUAACCCCUAUUGGUUUACACUAAAUCCUACCAUUACUACCACUACUACUACUACCAUCACCACUACUACUAUUGCUACUGCUGCUAGAUACAUUUGCAUUUUACCGAUACCAUCGUUGUAACGACCAAAAAGUUACUGAAUUGUACCCGCGAGAUCUGAUCGCAAGACGUUUACUAUUAACAGUGGAUUUGAAAUAAAGUAAAGUUUUUCAUUUUCAUUUUCAUAAA
Molecule: messenger RNA, 3965 nt
Organism: Wyeomyia smithii (pitcher-plant mosquito)
Lineage: Eukaryota; Metazoa; Arthropoda; Insecta; Diptera; Culicidae
Gene: Gyg
Product: glycogenin-1
Exons: 8
Coding region: 769-3699 (976 amino acids)
Cellular component (GO): cytoplasm
Molecular function (GO): glycosyltransferase activity
Source: RefSeq, a predicted model, not a curated record